AUGGCACUCAUCCAGUUUGCCAUUAACAGCACACCGAACAAACGCAUGACAUUGAAAGACAUCUACACCUGGAUUGAGGAUCACUUCCCUUACUUCAAAUUUGUGGCCAAGCCUGGUUGGAAGAAUUCCAUCCGCCACAACCUCUCCUUACAUGACAUGUUUGUGCGUGAAAGCCCUUCCAACAAUAAAAUCUCUUACUGGACCAUCCACCCCCAGGCCAAUCGCUGCUUAACCCUCGACCAGGUCUUCAAGGUGAGUUCACAAAAACCCUUCUGA
Molecule: messenger RNA, 276 nt
Organism: Staurois parvus
Lineage: Eukaryota; Metazoa; Chordata; Amphibia; Anura; Ranidae
Source: the annotation of a GenBank genome assembly